CCACCGAAGUACUGACGUUUCGCUGUACCAUCGCAUGGCCGACGUGUGCAUUCCGAGGUUCACUUUCGCGUGGUACCCGCUGUGUCACAAGUAUUGCUUUUAAAACGUAACACUUGUGGCAAACACCAACAUACUGAUCUCAAAAGAAAAAUUCGUAGAUCCGGCUUUCACGUCGACGUGGACCACCUUUCCAGGCUUUGUCCCGUUGGUGAUAAACGAUUAAUUUGGUAAAAACCCAUAAGCCGCGACCACGCGACAGAACGCGCAGCAAUGUCCAACGAGGAGACUUCCGCCGACCGCAAUGUCGAGAUCUGGAAAAUUAAGAAACUCAUAAAAAGUCUUGAAAUGGCUAGAGGGAAUGGGACUAGCAUGAUUUCACUAAUCAUCCCUCCAAAAGAUCAAAUAUCGAGAGUAAGCAAAAUGUUAGCAGAUGAAUUCGGAACAGCAUCAAAUAUUAAAUCUCGUGUAAAUAGACUAUCUGUUUUGGGUGCAAUCACAUCUGUACAACAUAGGCUAAAAUUAUAUACUAAAGUACCUCCAAAUGGCCUGGUGAUAUAUUGUGGUACCAUUGUAACAGAGGAAGGAAAGGAGAAGAAAGUUAACAUUGAUUUUGAACCUUUCAAACCUAUUAAUACUUCUCUUUAUCUAUGUGAUAACAAGUUUCACACUGAAGCACUUACAGCAUUACUUGCUGAUGAUAACAAAUUUGGUUUUAUAGUCAUGGAUGGUAAUGGAGCAUUGUUUGGUACACUACAAGGGAAUACUCGUGAAGUUUUACAUAAGUUUACUGUAGAUCUUCCAAAAAAGCAUGGCAGAGGAGGACAGUCAGCUCUUCGUUUUGCUCGGUUACGUAUGGAAAAGCGACAUAACUAUGUCCGAAAAGUUGCAGAAGUAGCCACACAAUUGUAUAUUACUAAUGAUAAACCUAAUAUUGCCGGUUUAAUUUUAGCGGGUAGUGCUGACUUUAAAACUGAACUUAGUCAAUCAGAUAUGUUUGAUCCAAGAUUACAAGCAAAAGUUAUAAAGCUGGUAGAUGUUUCAUAUGGUGGGGAAAAUGGUUUUAACCAAGCUAUUGAGUUAGCUGCUGAAUCCUUGCAAAAUGUAAAAUUCAUUCAAGAAAAAAAAUUAAUUGGUCGUUAUUUUGACGAAAUUUCACAAGAUACAGGAAAAUAUUGUUUUGGAGUAGAAGACACAUUAAGAGCAUUAGAGUUAGGUAGUGUGGAAACUCUUAUUUGUUGGGAAAACUUAGACAUCCAACGAUACGUUUUGAAGAACCAUACAAAUGCAGAAGAGAAAGUUUUACAUCUAACACCAGAGCAAGAAAAAGACAAAACUCAUUUUACUGAUAAAGAGAGCGGGGUAGAAUUGGAACUUGUAGAGUGUCAACCUCUACUUGAAUGGCUUGCAAACAACUACAAGAGUUUUGGUGCCACUUUGGAAAUCAUUACAGACAAAUCUCAAGAAGGUUCCCAGUUUGUAAGAGGUUUCGGCGGCAUUGGAGGUAUAUUACGGUACAAAGUGGACUUUCAGAGUAUGCAGUUGGAUGAUGUUGAAGUUGAUACUUUUGAUCUGGAUGACUAUUAAAUCCGUGACUCGACAGACAGUUCUUUUAGCUUCAGAGGAAAACAUAACUAAAUGUUCUCCCUUGCAUCAUAUUUCAAGAAGCACAUAGAAGGACAUGUUUAUAAAAUUUAUCAUAUGAUGCAACUCACACAUCAUGAAAUUAUUCAUUAGAAUUCAUUCGAGCAUUUCACAAUCGAUACACAAAGGUGAGAAGCACAACACGUGGCGCGCCGAUAAUCCAUGUCCAUGAAGAAAAAAGGCAACUCGAAGACUGUGACACUUAAUUAAGCCAGCUUGAUACCUGCCUAUCUCACACAACAUUACCUUAUAUUACAGUUACAUUCUUUAAUUAUUCACAUGGAUUUAUUUAAAUAAUUACACGCGUUACAGUGCUGAAUAUGUUUGUACAGUACACGGUUUGAGGCAUCAUAAUUUUGUAUCAAAUUGAUGUUUGUCAUCUCGUAAUGAAUCUUAUGAUAAAAAAAAAAGAGGUAUUCGAGCA
Messenger RNA from Habropoda laboriosa, 2065 nucleotides. RefSeq names its product eukaryotic peptide chain release factor subunit 1 (gene eRF1). Gene Ontology annotation, molecular function: translation release factor activity, codon specific; sequence-specific mRNA binding. The record is from RefSeq and is a predicted model, not a curated record. NCBI's taxonomy places the organism in Eukaryota, Metazoa, Arthropoda, Insecta, Hymenoptera, Apidae. The coding region runs from base 271 to 1584 and encodes 437 amino acids. Gene Ontology annotation, cellular component: cytosol; translation release factor complex. Gene Ontology annotation, biological process: cytoplasmic translational termination. The transcript has 10 exons.